AUGUCACCGUUAAACCACCUCCGCCUCGCUCCCCUGACCGAAGAAGAUGACAUCCGUCGUGUCGCUGCGAUGGAAGCUGCUUCUUAUCCCGCUGACGAAGCGGCUACUGAGUCGGGCAUACGAUUCCGACAGAAAAACGCCGGUCCGUUCUUCUGGGUAUCCUACCUCCCCAAAGACGACCAAGAAUCCGAGACCCUCGUAGGCUUUGUCAACGGCACAUUGACAGCCAAAUAUCAGCUAGAUGGCGAAUCCAUGAGUCGACACGACCCACACGGAUCGCUGCUUUGUAUCCACUCGGUGGUGGUGAAUCAGACCUUUAGACGUCGGGGACUCGCCACGCAGCUACUCAAGCGAUACGUGGAAGUCAUUCUGGACUCGCAGCCUCACGUGAAGCGCAUCAUGCUCAUCUCCAAGGCCAAUUUAGUUGGCUUCUAUGUGAAUUGCGGGUUCUCCGUGACGCGACUGUCGCCGGUUGUGCACGGCCAAGAUCCGUGGCUCGAACUGUCGUUGGACUGCGAGAAAGCGAGACUACCGCCACUGAUUCAGGUGGACGCAUUUUCCAGCGAGCCUUUUCAGGGCAACCCGGCGGCUGUGGUGUUGCUCACUUCUGCAGUGUACCACAAGGCAGGGGCUUCAGAAUGGAUGCAGCGUGUGGCGAUAGAGAACAACCUGAGUGAAACAGCUUAUGCUGCUCCUCGCGCACGUACUUCCCAGACUGCUAAUGACGUCGUCGAGUACGAUCUGCGGUGGUUUACUCCAGGCACUGAGGUGAAACUGUGUGGACAUGCCACUCUGUCGACGGCUUUUGCAUUACACGAUGCAGGUCACGUGACUUUGAGCCAAACGCUUCACUUCCACACGUUGAGUGGGGUGUUGGUCUGUCGUUUUGAGGUGCAGAGUGAGUCGCAGAAGGUGCACGUGCUGAUGGACUUCCCGGAACAACCCACGACGCCUGCAGGGCCUACUGUGGUAUUAAAGGAGCUGGCCUCUGCGCUAGGCAUUCAGCCAAAUGUCAUCGUUGACGUGAAGCGAGCGACCACAGAUCUACUCGUUCGUGUGACAUCUGAAGGCUUCACGACGCUCGUGCCGGAUUUUGUGCAACUGGCCAAGUAUGACGCACGCGGUGUCGCUGUUACUGCUAAAGCGCCCGCCGAUAAUGCGUUGGACGUGGACAUCCAAAGCCGGUUCUUUGCUCCUCGUGGUGGGGUGAACGAAGAUCCGGUCACGGGUAGUGCGCAUUGCGCCUUUGGGCCGUACUGGGCCCCACUACUCGAGAAGACGACUAUCAAAGCACAGCAAUUCACCCCUGUUCGAGGUGGAUACAUCACAUUGGACCUCGUGGCGGCUGGACCGGGUCGCGUUCUAUUGAAGGGCGAAGGGGUUAUCGUCCUGCGUGGUCAGCUGUCUUCAUCGCCGUAA
This is a messenger RNA of Phytophthora infestans T30-4, 1419 nucleotides long. RefSeq lists its product as uncharacterized. The record is from RefSeq and is a predicted model, not a curated record. Gene Ontology annotation, cellular component: cytoplasm. The transcript has 3 exons. The coding region runs from base 1 to 1419 and encodes 472 amino acids. Lineage: Eukaryota; Oomycota; Peronosporomycetes; Peronosporales; Peronosporaceae. Gene Ontology annotation, biological process: biosynthetic process. Gene Ontology annotation, molecular function: acyltransferase activity, transferring groups other than amino-acyl groups; isomerase activity.